UGCCCUAUAAAUCCCUAAUUUCAUUGUGUACAUCUAUCAUUACCGGUCUGAAGGACUCAUGAGCGCGCAGCGCUUGUCCAGAGCGCGCAGCGCUCGUUCACAUUGCCCCGGGGCAUGAUGGGAGGCCCCAGAGCAUCAUGGGAGGUGACUCAACUGCGCAUGCUCUAUGGGCCCGUGUACCAGGAAGUAAACCAGGAAGUCAGAAAUUUUUUCGGCGGAUGCGCUGGGUGAGCAAACUCCAUUGAAAUGAAUGGGCGGCCAUUUUCGAUCCGGUAUCCAGUUAUAUAAUACAUCCAUGGUAACGCCGGGCGCGUGGCUUGUUGUGGCUCGCGACGAAAACACUGUCUGUUUCUGUUUUAAGUCCUCAAACGUGUUCAAAAUGUCGGGCACCAGCAUGCAAAGUUUCCGGAGCUUUUUGACGGAGCACUUCACCACCUUGGCGGCGGACGUGUUUGGAGAAGUUGAGCGUAUCGUGGAGGCUUGCUACGAGGAGAACAAGCAGCUGCGGAGCAUGCUGCACAUGGUGCUCAGCCCCCAGAUCAACCUGGCCAGGAUAGAUAUUAGUCAGUACACUGUACCGACCACAAUGGACCCUGAGCAACCUCCGGAGGCGAACACCAGGCUGAACAGUGGGGUGUCAGAGCCGCUGACUCAAGAACCUAAAGAAGAGAUGGUUGAGUGCAGCAUAAGCUGGAGAUCAGAAGAACAACAACUGCCAGAAGUUGACAACUUUAAUAUACAAGUCUGUGUGAAAAGUGAACCAGAAGAGGAAGAAGAAAACAUGCCCUACAUCACCGACUCUCAGUCAGCGCAGUGCAACUUGGAAUCACCAGCUUUUUCAUCAGCUACUUUAUCAAAUGACGAGGAGAGAAGUGAACAAGGAGACUUUUCCCCCAUGGAGUCAGAGGAAGAUUCAGCUUACUCACCUUUGCACGAGAGCGAGAAGUUACAGCCUUCGUUACAGAAGACGAUGCUACAGAUUCCAAGGAUGAGAGUCAACGAUUAUAACGUCAACGUUGCCCCAGCUCAUCCCCGCCAAUUUGUGGCAAGACUUCAGGAAACCUUUAAGGAUUUUCCUGACGAGCAGAAGCCUUUAAUAACUACAAUGGGCCUCACAGCGGAUGUGGACUGGGUGGAUUCUGCUUUUGGUAAAGUUCCUAAAGGUAGCAUACUAUCUUACCAGUGCCCCGUGCCAUCAAGUAGUGAUUUCAAACCUCAUGAAGAUACUCCCCCUCAACCGCAGCUUCCCGUGUCUCACCACAAACUGGAGCCUGCAUCUAUUUUUCCCCACCUCAGUGCCCAAGAGCAGGGGCAUAUAAAUGCCAUGUCUGUCACAUGGGAGGAUGCACACAGUCUGGAGGAGUCCACCCGUGGAUGCAAGGAGUCUGUAGAAAAGCUGCGGAAGCUGCGCUUGACCAGCCGUUUCAGAGAGAUCUGCACGCGUAAAGCAGGACAGAGCCAUGCAGAAAAACUGCUACUGAAAUUACAGAAAGGCGGUCGUAGGAACAAGAUGACGCAGAUAGAUGAGGAAACAAAGCCGGAAGCUCUUCGGGAAUACUGUCGGCAUUUGUGUGUCAACUGGUCCCCCUGUGGUUUGGUCGUCCACCCGGAUGCUCCCUGGCUGGGGGCCGUGCCUGAUGGGCUGGUGUACGACCCAAAAGAGACAAAGAGCUUUGGUUUGGUGCACAUCGAGUGCGUCAAUUUUCAGAGUUUCAGCGAAUGUAAGUUUCUAGCCUGUAGGGAUGGAUUCCUGCAGUUGAAACUGACACAUCCACACUAUUGGGACAUCCAAGGAGAGAUGUUGGUGACGGGUACGUCAUGGUGCGAUCUGCUGGUGCACUCCCGAAAAGACAUACUCGUUCAACGCAUCUAUCGCAAUGAGACCAUCAUCCAAAACAUGAAGAAGAAGUUAGAUGAGUUCUUUUUCUAUUACUACCUCCCAAAUCUAAUCUUAAACGAGUAGACAGCUUAAGGUGGUAUUGCUCAAACUACAGUCGUAUUCCCUUCAGCAAAAGAUCUGCCCUCCCAUGCUCCAUGUUGUUGUAUAUUUAUCCAACUUGUGUGAUUAGGUGAUCCGUUUUAAAUUGAAUUUGACUCUUCGUUUCUUGUGUUUUUACCUUACUCUACUAGUUUCCUACUUUGUUCCAGUUCUGUGUCUACUUUAAACCUAUUUUUCAUAUUCAACUGAUUAGUUGAAUCCGUUGAAUUUCAUGAUUCAACUGAUUAAUCUUACAUUCAGAGCACGACUUAAAGAAAAAAGUUUGAAAUGUUCACAAAUAAACUUCAGAUCUAUGUGCCCCCAUGUGGUUAGAGGUGGUACUGCUGGAUACAGUGGCUUUGAGCUUCGUAUGGUGUAGUCUAGUGUUUCCCAACCCUGGUCCUCGGGGCCCACUGUCCUGCCUGUCUCAAGUGCUGCCCUGCUUCAGCAUACCGUCAUACAAGGAGCUGUGUCAUCAACAGAGUGGUCCAGACCUGCAUGACAAGCUAAUGAGGACAGUUAAUUUGAAUCAGGUGUGUUGAUGCUGGGAAACAUGGACCAGGAUUGGGAUUGGGAAACACUGGUGUAGUGGAAAUGGGGGAAAAUAAUGACCCACUAAAAUAGUAUGAUGGUGAUUAACUGUCCCUCCUCACUUUGCUGUUUUGGUUUUUACAUCUGUCCAACCUUUUUCUAGCUUCUGUUUGUGGUUCUGCCUCUGAACUGAAGAAGUGGAGACCCAUCUUGGCCAUAAUAGUCAGAAAUAGGGUAGGAAGUCAGGCCUGUAGACGGGUUGAAAUCUUGUAAUUUGUACAGUUGAUUCAAACACAAGUUUUUCAUGAAACAUCACAGUACCGUAUUUCUAUUGUUUGAAAUUCUCCCGCUCCAGAAACAUAACUGUUAAAACUGCAUCAGAUGUUUGCAUUGCAGAUACAAACUUCUAUCUGUUCAUUCUCAUGAUUGUAUUCUUGAGUCUUAUUCCAAAUGUUGGCAUCGUUUCAUUUGCAUUGAAU
This is a messenger RNA of Cololabis saira (Pacific saury), 2988 nucleotides long. RefSeq lists its product as uncharacterized. The transcript is spliced from 4 exons. The record is from RefSeq and is a predicted model, not a curated record. The coding region runs from base 251 to 1963 and encodes 570 amino acids. Lineage: Eukaryota; Metazoa; Chordata; Actinopteri; Beloniformes; Belonidae.